AGUCUGAACUCCAAGUUGUCUCUUCUGUCUGUGUCCAAAUCCGAGAGCGCUUCAGAGAGUUUUAAGAGCAGUGGAGCCAAAGCUAAAAGCAACAAAAAAUCGAAACGAAAAAUGUCUAAUUGGCAAGCGAAACUGUACGGACACGAUUCGUUAUCGCUUUCUAUAAAUUUCCCGCGUCCGCCACGUGUCCGUACGUUAAUGGCGUUUCCCAAACCCCAACGACUAGUAGUCUUAGCCAUGGCCGUUAAGCGCAGCCCUAAGCGUCUCAAAUACUCUACUCCUCGCUUCACCAAGGAGGGUGGCUUGCUUUAUGUUGAAGCCGAUUCAUCAGGAGCAGACAGCUGGAAAUUGGAGCCAAUUGUCGAUCUUUUGAAACGGGGAGCUGUUGGGGUCAUUCCGACAGACACUUUGUAUGCUAUAGUUUGUGAUUUGAAAAGCCCAUUAGCAAUUGAACGUCUUCGGAGGAUCAAGAAUAUAGAAACUUCAAAGCCUCUUAGCAUCUUAUGCCACUCUUUCCGGGACAUUGAUACAUAUACAACAGGAUUUCCUCGUGGUGAUGGCCAAGGGCAUGCCAAUAUAUUCCGAGCUGUUAAGCAUUGCUUACCUGGGCCUUAUACUUUCAUCCUAACUGCAAGUAAAGAACUACCUAAGCAGUGUAUAAGGAAUAGAACUGCAGCUGCCAAAUAUGCAGUGAGGAAAAACGUGGGUGUUCGCAUGCCUGAUGAUGCCAUAUGUCAAGCAAUACUCGAUAAGACAGAUGCACCUUUAAUUUCCACGAGUGUCAAGUGCCCAAAGGAGAAUGAGUGGCUGAUCGAUCCGGUUGUAAUAGCUGAUAUGUAUGGACCAGAGGGUCUUGACUUUGUUGUUGAUGGUGGGGUAAGAGUGGCAGAUCCGUCCACUGUAGUUGACAUGACAGUGAUGCCUCCAAAAAUAAUACGGCAGGGAAAGGGACCUAAAUUACACUGGAUGGUCGCAGAAGAUGAUAAUGAAUCUGAUGCUGUGCAUGAAGCAAACCUCAUCGUUGCUUCUGCAACUUAAAAAUAAUUGGAAACCCUGUAGAGAACCUUUAUUUGAAUACCUUUGAAGUUGUACAGUGGUUUUGCUUUCUCUUGCAGAUAGAUGAGAGCUUUAGUACCACACUUAUAGGAUACCAAAGAAAUGUAUCUUCCGUAAAUGUUCGGUCAAAAAAUGGUAAUAGUGUAAAAGGUUAUAGGAAAGACCGUUAUAAUAUACUUUUGUGUACGUAGCUACUUAUUGGGCAACUAUUUGGUGAUUUGUUUUGCAAUCAAGUUGCAUUAUGUACUGAA
This is a messenger RNA of Quercus robur (English oak), 1307 nucleotides long. RefSeq lists its product as uncharacterized. Gene Ontology annotation, molecular function: double-stranded RNA binding. The record is from RefSeq and is a predicted model, not a curated record. Lineage: Eukaryota; Viridiplantae; Streptophyta; Magnoliopsida; Fagales; Fagaceae. The transcript is spliced from 9 exons. The coding region runs from base 112 to 1038 and encodes 308 amino acids.